AUGGACGGAUUAAACGAAUUCCGCACCAUGCGAGUUGCUGAAGUUCUCUCUGAUUUCCGAACACUUCAAUACUACAUAGCUGCGGCACCAGUCGACCCUGUGGACACAGCGGAUUACUACACCGAAGGCUGGGCAGCUCUUCGACAAUGCGCACUGGACGGUCAACACAUUCUGGAAUGUGGUGCAGACACCAGUGUACCUAAUCCCCCUGGAGGCGAGCAGGAGCAGAUGAAGGCCGAGCUCAAGCAGGUACUCCUGGACGCGUACUCGAGACGGCACGAAGGCCAAAAGAUCUAUCUCCGACAGGCAGCGGCACAACGAUGGGUCGAAUACAGAAACCAGGUGCUUCAGGGCGGCGUACCCAACUCUAGAAACCAAUCUCAACUCCGGGCGUGCGACCAGCAGUUGCGAGCAGAGCUCUCAGCAGUCGUCGACGAAGUAAUCUACAACGAGCUAAAGGCCUCGGAUGAGCAAAUGGGCCGCUGGACGGCCGAAGAUCCCAGUCUCCGAAGUGUGCUACGCUGGCUCCGAGCACGCAGGUGAACUGAGAACAAGGGAGACAACAAAAAAGCGACUACGAUCUACGAUACCCCAUGAGCAACAGUUGUGACGAACGAGAGACGAAAACGAAAAGACCAAAGAAAACGCCCGCGUCUACGCUAAUCAUGAGAUUCUUUCCCUUACUACUUCUACGAUUCUUGACGAACCUUUUUUGACGACCGAACUAUUCAAGGGGGAGAGUUGCGGCUUGGGGUAUGAUUUUUUGCGCAAAGGAUAAACCGGUUUGUUUCUUUUUACUUUCAUGACCUUACGAGUCAUGGUUUUCAUUACAUGUCUGUUAUAAACGGUACAGCAUGAAGUUUCUAGCAUAAGCUACACUUUAGAUAGAGGGAGAGUAUCCUCCUUGUUAGGACAGGGCCUAGGUAUUUGAGGUUGAUGGGGCUGGGCUCCUUUGAACUGCCUGGAGCAGAUGAAUCAAUUGACUAUUAUUACAAU
Messenger RNA from Fusarium graminearum PH-1, 996 nucleotides. RefSeq lists its product as uncharacterized. Bases 1 to 543 code for a protein of 180 amino acids. The transcript is spliced from 4 exons. The record is from RefSeq and is a predicted model, not a curated record. NCBI's taxonomy places the organism in Eukaryota, Fungi, Ascomycota, Sordariomycetes, Hypocreales, Nectriaceae.